AUGAAAUAAAAAGAAAUUAAACUUGUUUAUGAAAAAACUAAUGAGGUAUAUUAAUGGCAAUUAAUGCCUUUAGAUUAAUUAAUUCAAGAAGUUAGUCAAGUUUUUAAUAUACAAUUAGGCACAUUUUAAGUUGUGUCUUAAGAUAAAAGAAUUGAAAUUAGAAAUACUGAAGAAUUAUAUUGGUAUGGUUAAAGUGGUGGUAUUUUAAUUACUGAAAAGUAAACCUUUUAAAACAGAGUAUACUCUCCAGUUCCUAAUUUGAAUCUAAGUUAAAUUUAGAAUCAAAAACAAUAUUCAAUAGUUAGAAAAACUUAAGAAAUUAAAAAGAGACUCAAUCAAACAAUUAAAUUAAUGAAAAAUACUUAAUCUACUAUAACAUAUAGAAGUUUGUCUCCAAAAGAAAGUUGGAAAUGUUUAUAAGAAAAGACUAAACAAUUAUAAGAACAAACUUAAUAAUUUAAUAGUAGAUAAGAGGAAUUACAAUAGGAAUCUGAAAAGUAAGAUAUUUAAUAUUAUCUAAGUUUAUUAAAAGAAAUUUUGGCAGUUUAAAAUGAAAAUGUAAUGUAUAGCAAACGUAAUGAUGGCUUAUAGAAAUCUAUUAAUUAACUUUAAAUGCUUUUGAAAUUAUAGAAAAAAUAAAUAAACUAAAUAAAAAUGAGGUAUCCUGCAAUAGAUUUAGAUUCUUAUGUUAGUUCAAUAAAGUAUUAAAGCAAUUUAAAGGAUACUUUAUUGAAUUAUCUUCAAGUAUUGUUACAAAUGAUUCUUAAAGGAGAGGAUAAGAAUAAUUUUAAAACUACUUUUAAUUAAAAUGAAACAAUAUUAUGUUUACAACAAAUUAUGAAAGAAAUAAAGAAAAUUUGA
This is a messenger RNA of Paramecium primaurelia, 861 nucleotides long. NCBI's taxonomy places the organism in Eukaryota, Ciliophora, Oligohymenophorea, Peniculida, Parameciidae. The record is from the annotation of a GenBank genome assembly.